Cynara cardunculus var. scolymus (artichoke) is the source of this 1477-nucleotide messenger RNA. Its product is annotated as patellin-3-like. The coding region runs from base 1 to 1476 and encodes 491 amino acids. NCBI's taxonomy places the organism in Eukaryota, Viridiplantae, Streptophyta, Magnoliopsida, Asterales, Asteraceae. The transcript is spliced from 4 exons. The record is from RefSeq and is a predicted model, not a curated record. Gene Ontology annotation, molecular function: lipid binding.
AUGGCCGACGAAAAUGGCACCACCACCACCACCACCCCACCUCCGCCGGAAGGGGUGCCGGAUGCACCACUUUCCUCCCACCCUCCACCAUUCCCCCCCACUCCAAGAGAAAACAAAGAAACCCCAUCACCACCACCACCACCUUCUUCAUUAACAGAGAAUGAAACCUCACCACCACCACCACCACCACCAUCUACCACCACCCUAGCUGACGUCAUCGAACAACCAGAAAAGCCCAUAUCAACUGAACCCAAACCUCCCCCUGAAUCCAUGGUAUCUUUCAAAGAAGAAAGCAACCAAAUCAAAGAUCUUUCAAUUUCACAACAAAAAUCGCUUCAUGAAUUCAAAACCCUAAUCCAAGAAGCCAUCACCAACAACGACUUCAUCUUUUCACCAAAAUCAGAAGAACCCAUUUCAGAGAUCACCCAAGAGAUCUCAAUUUGGGGGAUACCCCUUUUGAAAGAUGAAAGAACCGACGUCGUCUUACUCAAGUUCUUGAGAGCCAGAGACUUCAAACUGAAAGACUCAUUCACAAUGCUCAAAGACACACUCCAAUGGAGGAAAACAUUCAACAUUGAUUCACUAGUGAAUGCAGACUUUGGGGAUGAUCUUGAAAAGGUAGUCUUUAUGCAUGGCUUUGAUAAAGAAGGGCACCCAGUUUGUUACAAUGUCUAUGGUGAGUUUCAAAACCAAGAAUUGUAUCAAACAACGUUUUCUGAUGAAGAAAAGAGGUUCAGAUUCUUGAGAUGGAGGAUUCAGUUUCUUGAAAAGAGUAUAAGAAGCUUAGAUUUUAGCCCUGGUGGUGUGAACACCAUUUUUCAGAUCAGUGAUCUUAAGAACUCACCAGGACCUGCCAAGAGGGAGCUCAGGCUGGCCACCAGGCAAGCUCUGCAGCUGUUGCAGGAUAACUACCCAGAAUUUGUGGCAAAACAGGUUUUCAUCAAUUGCCCUUGGUGGUAUUUGGCUUUCUAUACGAUGAUGAGUCCAUUCAUGACUCAUCGGACUAAGAGCAAGUUCGUAUUCGCUAGCACUGCAAGAACUGCCGAAACCCUUUUCAAAUACGUGAGUCCAGAACAUGUACCAAUUCAGUACGGAGGGUUGAGCGUAGAUUACUGUGAUUGCAAUCCGGAGUUCACAAUUGAUGAUCCGGCUUCAGUGGUUACGGUUAAACCUGCAACCAAGCAAACCGUCGAGAUCAUAGUAAACGAGAAAUGCAUAUUCGUAUGGGAGCUACGUGUAGUUGGUUGGGAAGUGGGCUACGGUGCGGAGUUUGUACCAAAUAACGAAGGUCAUUACACCAUAAUCAUACAGAAGGCUAAAAAGAUGAGUCAAACCGAUGAACCGGUGAUUAGCCACAACUUCAAGAUCAACGAGCUCGGUAGGAUACUUCUUACUAUCGAUAACCCGACCUCAAAAAAGAAAACAUUGCUCUAUCGGUUCAAGGUCUCUCCCCUUUCCGAACAACGAGUGUUUUGAA